UGAACUCAAUAAGCCAAGUUUGUGACGCAUCUCUUUUUUUUUAAUCAAAGUAUUUUUGUUGGAGGUGGCAUUAUUGGGUAGCCAUAGGAAUAUGUAUCGAACAAGAUUCCUGUGCAAAGCUGCCGAAAGAGUUUUUACCAUGGUUGGUUUAAAACCCGAACCAAAUGCUAAAGAGAUUUUAGAAAAGUUGUAUCAAGAGACCCUUGAAAGAGUUAAAGUGCUUCCAGAAAGGUCAGUAUAUCGACAAAACGUGGAGAAGAUAACAAAUUAUCGUUGGAAAGUGGUGAAAGAGAGUGAAACAGUGGAAGCUAUUGAAGAAAGAGUCGGGAUGGGUUUGGUAGAAGAAUUGAUAGAACAGGCUAAGAGUGAACUGGAACUCAUUCCAAAGUUUCAGGAGUGGAAACUUUGGGAAGGAGAUCCUGACAAGAUCAAAAUAAAUAUUCUCGACUAGAGCGCUUGAAAUUUGCAAAGAGCCAA
Molecule: messenger RNA, 477 nt
Organism: Galdieria sulphuraria
Lineage: Eukaryota; Rhodophyta; Bangiophyceae; Galdieriales; Galdieriaceae
Product: NADH dehydrogenase (ubiquinone) 1 alpha subcomplex 5
Exons: 2
Coding region: 92-451 (119 amino acids)
Biological process (GO): respiratory electron transport chain
Source: RefSeq, a predicted model, not a curated record